This is a messenger RNA of Drosophila kikkawai, 1094 nucleotides long. It is a transcript of the gene COX6AL2, whose product is annotated as Cytochrome c oxidase subunit 6A-like 2. Lineage: Eukaryota; Metazoa; Arthropoda; Insecta; Diptera; Drosophilidae. Gene Ontology annotation, molecular function: enzyme regulator activity. Gene Ontology annotation, cellular component: mitochondrial inner membrane. Gene Ontology annotation, biological process: mitochondrial electron transport, cytochrome c to oxygen. The record is from RefSeq and is a predicted model, not a curated record.
UCGAAACAUUUACUUUCUGCAAUGUAGGUAGGCCGAUUGAACAACAUGACAGCUUUUGUUUAAAUUUUCUGUACUUCUAAAUUGAGAUUUCGGAACACCUUUUUUUAAAAAACUAUAUUUUUAAUAUGAGAGCUCUAAAAUUAAAUAAAUGUGCAUUAAUAUUCCAAUCGCACCUCAACCUCACUCAAAACUUCUUCACCUCACGUUUAAAGUCUGAUAGCUCAAAAUCUUCGGAUGCAACAAAAAAAGCUGCUACGGCAGGUAAACCGUCUAAAGAUGCUGCACCAGAUAAAACAACUAAAGGUGCUGCGCAAAAUAAAUCAGCUAAAGAUACUGUGGCAGCUCAAUCCACUAAAGAUGCUGCUCCAGGUAAAGCGACUAAAGAUGCAGUUGCAAAUAAAUCGACAAAAGAAGCCGAACCUAAUGAAAAUGCCCCGCCGCCAAAAGACGAAACUGUUAUAUCCGGUGGAUCGACAUCCAAGCCAAAACCACCUCCUGUCUCACCUCCAUCAAGUCAAUCAAAAGGCAAAAAGGAAAAUUGUGACACAAUAAUUUAUCAGAAAGUUGCUCCAAAAAAUACAAGUAAAAAGAAUCAACCUUUAACUAAAAUUCAAGGAGGCGCUCUUGAGUGUAAAGGAAGAUUACCAAAAAUACCAACACCGCCAGAGGUAAACCACGCAAGUCGUUAUCAAAAAUUAUCGCUAUUUUUGGCUUUGCCUUUGAUCGCCAUUCUUACGCUAUUUAUUUUUGGCUCUCGGAUCGAAGGGGAUCGCUCAGAAUUCAAAAACUAUGGUUAUUUGUAUAAGCGUGAAAAACGGUUUCAUUUCGGUGAUGGGAAUCGAUCAGCUUUUCAUAAUAGUCAUUAUAAUGCUUUGCCGCCAGAUGGAUAUGAGGAUGAAAUCGAUGAAGAAGGGCUUGGGCAGGAUAAGGAAACGGAAGAAGACAAGAAAUCCCGAUUAAAAGAAUUUCAGAAAAUUUUUAAGCAAUGGAAAAAGCAUUCUGACAAAAGGGAGGCUCGGGCGCAAAAGGAAAUGGCGGCUGCCCAUUAAAACUUUAAAAUAAAUAGCAAAAUAUGUAAGAUGGGCAUUACUGGA